Molecule: messenger RNA, 4156 nt
Organism: Orbicella faveolata
Lineage: Eukaryota; Metazoa; Cnidaria; Anthozoa; Scleractinia; Merulinidae
Biological process (GO): positive regulation of transcription by RNA polymerase II
Cellular component (GO): nucleus
Molecular function (GO): protein binding; transcription cis-regulatory region binding
Source: RefSeq, a predicted model, not a curated record
GGAGACACUUCGUUAUUGUACAUGAAGUGUCUUUAGCUCUUGUGCUUUCAGUAGGUUGCUUUCAAAUUUGCGAGCAGUUAGUGGAGGUCGAGUUAGCGAAGAAUUUGAUGAAAAGCUUUGAAAUUUUGUGCAGUUCUUCUUCUGAUCUGGCAUGCCGAAACCUGUGGCUGGAGUCGCAGAAGGACACGAGGAUGCCAGUGGCAAUGGAGUUUAUUGCUUCAUUCGAGACUUGAUUGUUGAAGGAAGAGAUGCGAGAUUUGUGAACAAAAAGGGACGCUAUGUAAUCAACUGGUCCAGAGCCCUCAAGUGUUACCACGAUUACAAGUCCAAGAAAAACCCUCAAUAUAAGAGCAAGAAUAUCAACAGAAGAAAGGCCAGUAACGGUUUGAGGGCAGCCCUUCUUAAUUUCUAUAAAAAAGAAGGAGCUAAAGAGUACAAAGACUGCAAAAAAGUCAACGAAAAAGAUGAGGUUGUUGAACGACAGUUUCAGAUGCCACCCAGGGUGUUUGAAUCACUGUUUGGAUCCGAUGUACAACUUUCUGAUGAUAGCAGUGAACAUGAGACAAGCAGUAUUGCCUCAGAGGCUGAUGAAAAACCUCUAGCCACUCCUAACUCAAGUGAUACUGGAUUUGAUGAAGCUAUGGAUAUUUCUGAUGAUUUAUUCAAUGCAAAUGCAGAACCAAGCAGUGAGUGUGCUCUUGGGGGUUUGCCAACUGGUGAUCCACUUUGCAGCAAUGUCAAAACUGAAGAAGACCAAGUUGCUCCUUCAGACAUCACCACCCCUUGUCAGAUGUUUGAUAUUUCUGAAGAGGAACUGGAUUUGGCAUUAGAGGAAAUUUGCUCUAGUUCAGAGACUAAUGACAUUGACCUGCUGGGAGUGGUGCAUGACAUCUGCCCUUCAUCUGGCUCUGUGAAGGGUGGACUGCAGUUCCACAUUAGUUUGACUGAAGCGUUGUCUGAAGAUGACAAAUCAGGAAGUGCGCACUUCGAUGGUAUAGGUGAUGUCUUUUUGGAGAGAUUAAACUGCUAUACCCUUGCUGGGAUUAUUCCUGCCUCCCAACAGCCUGGCCCUGUUCCUGUGACAGUCAAGACACAAGAUGGCCGUUUGCUGGGGAUGACAUAUUUCAUGUAUGUCGAUGAGAUACAGGAGGUAUUGAAACAGGUUGUUAAAGACCCAGCACUGCAGUCCUUGUACCUAACCAUGUGGUCCCAAGAACACGGCUUUUUUGGAAGUGAUGGUAACCUUGCACAGAACCUGGGUCCAUUCACUUUGCAAGACCAAGGUUCUUCAGUUCAAGGAACACAUGCACAAGCUCUCAAAGGUCUUCAGCUACUUGUCUAUACGGCAGCUCAGACAAAUGCUCAACAGUUUAUCCAAAUGAUCUUUAAUACAUCAGCUGGAAAACUCAUAUUUGAUGCAUACAAGGAUCGACCUCAACUACCAGAGGAUGUUGCCAGGGCCAAUGGCCAUGACGACUUGGCACAGUACUUGCAAGAUGUCAACACAAGGUUAUCCAAAGAAAGUGGCAGUGAUGAUAAGCCCAAUGCAAUUGAUUGGUUAGAACUUAUUGAAGCAGUCAACAAGAUUCAGAAACAAUCUUCUGUUAUUGAAGAUGAAACAGAUCUAGAGAGUGGAAAGUCAAAAGAUGAUGACAACCAAAGUGAUUAUUUCGCGGAUGCUGAAACUUCUUCUUGUGGAUCGUUUGAUCUUGAAAUUGGAUGGUCUGAUUCAGAGGAUGGGGAAGGUCCUUGCUCAAAAGAUGGAGGAUCAAACAAAGAACCAGAUGUAAAGUCAACCCCUUCCAUGACGUCAUGCGAGGCAUCUGCUGAGGUGGAAACACAGUCAGACAAUGAUCUGGACUUGGCAGAUAAUAAAAACUAUGAGGAACCUGCCAUUUUUCAUUCUAAACCAACCUUGAAUUUACCUCCAGGAAUGUUUAGAUUGCGGAGGAAACGGAGGAAGGGAGAUGCUACGACUUCCACACUGCAAGGGGCAUGUGUGAUUCAAAAAGUACGUCAAUUUCCAAUUUUUGGACAGGAAAUUGGAGGUGGAACACAGAAGAGGGAGAACACCAGUGAAAGAGACCAAGAAGCAAGAGCAUGUCUCGGUCAAGAAAAAUGCAUCCAACUGAAAAGUCGUUUCUCAAAAGAUGAACAACUAAAGAAAGAGCCAGAUGGAAGGUUAACCCCAUCUGUGGAAGUUACAUCAUCUGAGGCACCUACUGUUUCAGGAACAAACUUAGACAAUGAGGUAGACCAGAAAGAUGAUGGUAAAACUAUUAUUUUGUGCGGUUCAGCAGCAGUUGGGAAGUCUAGUUGGAUUAGCAAAUUGUCGAAGAAAGUUGCUGCGAGUGGCAGAGAAGAAGAAGAAGCAAGGACAGCUCCUAGUCAAAGAAAAACAACCAAACCGAAAAGGACAAGGAAAUGGCUAAAAGGAGAUGAUGUCACGACUUCCAGUCAGCAAGGGGCAUGUGUGAACGAAACACAAGAAGUGGGAUCAUUCGGAGGGGGAAUUUUCCAAGGAGCAAGUGGAGGUGGAACUCAGAAAAGGGAGAACAUCAGUGACAGAAAACAAGAAACAAGGACAGGCCCAAGUCAGGCGAAAAGACACAAUCAACGCAGCCAGUGGAGGCCUUUUAGAGGAGCUCUGUUGAAAAGCUUCCUUCUGUUGACCAUUGCUGUGACAACAGUACUGUGUUUAGAAGUAGGAAUCAAGAUAGCAGAGGGGCAGCUCCUUCAUUGGGCGGUUCGUAAUGGGCAUAUUCGGAUUUCUCAAGCUCUACUGAAGUUCGUCUCGGAUUUAGAUGCUCCAAAUUUCAGCGGCGAGACUCCGCUUCAUGUGGCGACAAAGAAUGGAUACAAAGACCUGGCGGAACUAUUGAUGAAACUUGGAAGUAAUGUCAAUUCUAAAAACUAUCAACAGCAGACACCUCUUCAUUUAGCGGCUUGGAGUGGACGCCAAGAAAUUGCGGAUGCUCUAAUACGACAUGGAAGUGACGUGAAGGCUCGAGAUGACURRCWGCKGWCUGCUCUUCAWUUGURUYCGUUGAAUGGACACAGAAACGUUUUACAAMUCUUGAUACAACGUGGAAGUGAUGUCAAUGCCGAAAAUAGAUYUGGGWSGACACCCCUUCACUUAGCUGCAUUGGCCGGACACAAAGAAAUUGGAGAAGUUUUGGUGCAACAUGGAAGUGGUAUCACCAUUAGAAACAACCUCGGGUAUACUCCCCUCCAUUUGGCUACUAUGAACGGACAUCUCCAAAUGGUACAAUUCUUAAUACAACGUGGAAGUGAUGUAGAGGCUCGAGAUGACAAGUUCCAGCUGAGUCCUCUUCACAUAGCUGCCAUUUAUGGACACAAACAAAUCGCAGAGCUCUUGAUUCAUCAUGGAAGCAAUGUGAACGCUGGGAAUAAGUUUGGGAGGACUCCUCUUCAUUUGGCUGCUGAUAAUAGAUACAGAAACAUUGCAGAAGUCUUAAUACAGAAUGGAAGUGAUGUCAACGCUAGAGAUAUCUUUGGAGAGACUCCCCUUCUAAUGGCUGCUCGGAGAGGAGAUCAAGAAAUAAUAGAAUUCUUGAUACAACAUGGAAGCGAGCCUAAGACACAAGAUGACUCCCAGCAGACACCCCUUCAUUUGUCUGCUCGGAAUGGACACAGAAACGUUGCAGAAGUCCUAAUACGAUAUGGAAGUGAUGUCAACGUUAGAAAUAAGCUUGGUGAGACUCCCCUUCAUUUGGCUGUUCGUGGUGGACACAAACAAAUUGUAGAAGUGUUCCUGCACCAUGGAAGUGAUGUGAACGCACGCGAUGGCUUUCAGCAGGCACCUAUUCAUUUGGCUGCUAGCAAUGGACACAAAAACACUGCAGGCUGUCAGGCUGCUUACAUUGUCAACUUUCCGUCACGUAUGUUAUGUUCAACUAAAUUAGCCACAAACGGGAGACACAAAGACAGAGAUGGCAAUGAAGGAACAAUUAGCCGCUCGUUUGGUUUCGUGGACAAGUGCAUCAAGAACGGCACCAAUAAGGUGCUGAUACUCAGCGAAUUGUUUCUUAAAGAGAUCGCUUGUGAAGGACAGCGUCAGCUCUUGAUAACGUUGAUAAUAUGCACUGGGCUGUGCAUAUGGCUGUACGUUCUCACUGGAAUACGGCAUCGAAGU